Pogoniulus pusillus (Red-fronted tinkerbird) is the source of this 7593-nucleotide messenger RNA. RefSeq names its product neuroligin 1 (gene NLGN1). The record is from RefSeq and is a predicted model, not a curated record. Gene Ontology annotation, biological process: presynaptic membrane assembly; chemical synaptic transmission; neuron cell-cell adhesion. NCBI's taxonomy places the organism in Eukaryota, Metazoa, Chordata, Aves, Piciformes, Lybiidae. The transcript has 8 exons. Gene Ontology annotation, molecular function: neurexin family protein binding; signaling receptor activity. Gene Ontology annotation, cellular component: postsynaptic specialization membrane; plasma membrane; cell surface. Bases 1028 to 3619 code for a protein of 863 amino acids.
GCCGGGGCGGUGCGGAGCGGGGCCAGGGCUGGCCGCGCUGUUCGCCGCGCUGCCACUGGGGGUAUCUUUGUACCAUUUUUCAUCCAGCAGCAAUUUGGAGUGGAAACGUGUAAUAGGAGGGGGGAAAAGGAAAAAAAGAAAAGAAAAAAAAAAAAGGGAAAAAGGAGGAAAAAAAAAAAAAAAAAAAAAAAAAAAGCAAGGCUCUCGGCGGUUCGAGCGAGCCGUGCAUCCAGGAGCCAAAAAAGAUUAACACCCCCCGCACCCCCUCCCCGCACACACUCACGGACACACACACACGCACCCCUCGGGGCACCGUCGCGGCUCCGAGAUCAGCCGCCGGACAUCAAGCGAAAGGGAUUCGUCUGGAGGGCAAUUUCGGAUCGGGGGAGAUCUAUUGGAUUAGUAGGAUUAUCUGCUUGCAGACGAAGAGAAGUAGCGUUUGAUCAUUUCUAUUGCUUGCCUGAUGGUCGGAUUUAAAUGGAGGUGGCUCGGCACGGAUGAGGCUGAAUUCCGGAUGGGGAUUUCCAGCUCCCCCCUCCCCUCGCCCCGAUCCGAGGAAAGGGGAGAAAAAUAUAGACAAAUCGAUAUAAUUCGGAAGUGUCCGGGGCACGAUUGAGAAGCCUCCAGCUCGCAGCGGCUGGGAGCGAGCCGGAGGAGGCGAAUCCAGUGAAUUACAGUUUCAGCUGCGAUUGCAGAAAAGCGACCGUGAACUGGAUAUAGACCUGCAGCUAACUGGAUUUGAUUUAUAAGAGGGGAUUCUGCGGUAAAUGGCUGCUCUCUUCAUAUGGCUGCUAUGGAAAACAGAAUUGUCAAUAGGAUGUAGCCUGAUAAAUAGUGCUGAGUGAAGAUGCAGCUUCAAUAAGUGUGAAAUCAAUGGAAGAUACUUACGGCGUGAAAAGCCUUCUGAGAUUUUUCUGACAGGCACCUAUUUAGGAAACUUGAUCUGUUUCCUUCGGUUGCCCUGUUUUUACACCAGUGGAUACAAACCAGGAUUGCUUCAUUCUAGUUACACAACUAAUGUGGGACCAUGGCCUUUCCAAGAUCCAUGUGGCUGAACUGUAUAUGGAGAGCGCUGCUAGUCCGCCUGUUGCACAUGGGAUUGAAUGCCACUUUUGCUUUUUGUAUAGUGGGAUUUUUGCUUCACGCUGCAGCUGUAUCCUCCCAAAAAUUGGAUGAUACCAACCCAGUGGUGACCACCAACUUCGGCAAGAUAAGAGGGAUUAAGAAGGAACUCAAUAAUGAAAUUUUGGGGCCUGUUAUUCAGUUUCUUGGGGUUCCAUAUGCUGCCCCUCCGACCGGGGAGCACCGCUUUCAACCUCCUGAGCCGCCAUCUCCCUGGGCUGAUAUCAAAAACACCACUCAGUUUGCUCCAGUGUGCCCUCAGAACAUUAUAGAAGGCAGGUUGCCUGAAGUCAUGCUUCCAGUGUGGUUUACUAAUAACUUGGAUGUAGUUUCCACCUACGUACAAGACCAGAACGAAGACUGCCUCUAUUUAAAUAUCUACGUUCCAACCGAGGAUGUCAAAAGAAUAUCCAAGGAAUGUGCCAGAAAACCCGGCAAGAAAAUUUGUAGAAAAGGAGGUCCCCUUACAAAGAAACAGACAGAUGAUUUAGGUGAUAAUGACGGUGCUGAAGAUGAAGACAUUCGGGACAGUGGGGGACCUAAGCCUGUGAUGGUGUAUAUUCACGGAGGGUCCUACAUGGAAGGCACUGGAAAUUUAUAUGAUGGCAGUGUUCUAGCAAGUUAUGGGAAUGUGAUAGUCAUCACAGUCAACUAUCGCCUUGGGGUACUUGGAUUUUUGAGCACUGGAGACCAAGCAGCAAAAGGAAACUAUGGCCUCCUUGAUCUAAUCCAAGCUUUGCGAUGGACUAGUGAAAAUAUUGGGUUCUUUGGUGGUGACCCACUAAGAAUAACUGUUUUUGGAUCUGGUGCAGGCGGUUCAUGCGUCAAUCUGUUGACUUUAUCCCAUUAUUCUGAAGGUAACCGUUGGAGCAAUUCAACCAAAGGACUUUUUCAAAGAGCAAUAGCUCAAAGCGGGACAGCUCUCUCCAGCUGGGCAGUUAGUUUUCAGCCUGCAAAAUACGCCAGGAUGUUGGCUACGAAAGUUGGUUGCAACAUGUCAGACACUGUAGAAUUGGUCGAAUGUUUGCAGAAGAAGCCUUACAGAGAACUUGUCGACCAGGACAUUCAACCAGCAAGAUACCAUAUAGCCUUUGGACCAGUAAUUGAUGGCGAUGUGAUACCGGACGAUCCGCAGAUAUUGAUGGAACAAGGAGAAUUCCUCAAUUACGACAUCAUGCUGGGAGUUAACCAAGGGGAAGGGUUAAAAUUUGUGGAAAACAUUGUGGAUAGUGAAGAUGGCAUAUCAGCCAGUGAUUUUGAUUUUGCAGUGUCGAAUUUUGUCGAUAACUUAUAUGGAUACCCUGAAGGCAAAGACAUAUUGAGGGAAACGAUUAAAUUUAUGUACACGGACUGGGCAGAUCGACACAACCCCGAGACCAGAAGGAAAACGCUGCUGGCUCUCUUUACUGAUCACCAGUGGGUUGCACCAGCAGUGGCUACAGCAGAUCUUCACUCAAAUUUUGGAUCGCCUACAUAUUUCUAUGCCUUCUACCAUCAUUGCCAGACAGAUCAGGUACCUGCAUGGGCGGAUGCAGCCCAUGGAGAUGAGGUUCCUUACGUCCUAGGAAUCCCCAUGAUUGGUCCUACAGAAUUAUUUCCUUGCAAUUUCUCCAAAAAUGAUGUCAUGUUAAGUGCAGUAGUGAUGACAUACUGGACAAACUUUGCAAAAACUGGUGACCCAAAUCAACCAGUGCCGCAAGACACAAAAUUCAUCCAUACAAAACCGAAUCGUUUUGAAGAAGUAGCAUGGACCAGAUACUCUCAGAAAGACCAACUGUAUCUUCACAUUGGAUUAAAACCACGAGUUAAAGAACAUUACAGGGCCAAUAAAGUGAACCUUUGGUUGGAACUGGUACCUCAUCUGCACAAUCUUAACGACAUUUCACAGUAUACCUCUACCACAACUAAAGUGCCAUCAACUGACAAUACUUUCAGACCGACAAGGAAAAAUUCUGUUUCUGUUACUUCAGCCUUUCCUACAGCCAAACAAGAUGAUCCCAAACAACAGCCAAGCCCAUUUUCAGUGGAUCAAAGGGACUAUUCUACAGAAUUGAGUGUUACUAUUGCAGUCGGUGCAUCUUUGCUGUUCCUGAACAUUUUGGCCUUUGCAGCACUGUACUACAAAAAAGACAAGCGGAGACAUGACGUUCAUAGGAGAUGUAGCCCACAACGUACUACUACCAAUGAUCUUACCCAUGCACAAGAAGAGGAGAUAAUGUCCCUCCAAAUGAAGCACACUGACUUGGAUCAUGAAUGUGAGUCCAUUCAUCCACAUGAGGUGGUUCUUAGGACCGCCUGUCCCCCAGACUACACGCUAGCUAUGAGAAGGUCUCCUGAUGAUAUUCCCUUAAUGACACCCAACACCAUCACAAUGAUCCCCAACACUAUACCAGGGAUUCAACCCCUACACACAUUCAAUACAUUUACUGGCGGACAGAACAAUACUCUGCCCCAUCCUCAUCCCCACCCCCAUUCACACUCAACAACCAGGGUAUAGCCAGACAAGACGAAACAAACUUUUAUUUUUUGAUGGAUUACAGUAGGUGAUAUUACUGAAGAUUACUUGGCUUUCAACCUACAAGACUCUUACUAUUUAAAUAUGGAGGAAUAUUAUGUGAAUAUACAUAUCAAGAACUUUUGGGGUUUUGAAAAAAAAAUGAAUUGUACAUAUAUCAAAUGAACUUAAGAAACAAACAAAAACAAACAAAAACAAAAGGAAAAAAACAAACAAACACAAAAACAAACCAGAAAAACCCAAACGUUUGCAAUUGCUUGAAGCAGUUGUCCUGAAUGAUAUUUUUUUUUCCAUUCACAUUCAAGUAUUAAUUUUGUGAAGAUUUAAGUUACGUAAUGGAAUUAGGCAUGUGCAACACAAAACAGGAGAGAACUAUGACUGAAAAAAAUUAAAAACCUAUAAAUAUGCACAAGGGACACACUAAUGGAAUGUCAGAUAAUUUUCACCAGUUUUUAUUUGGACCUGUUUUCUUGUGUAAACCAUAUUUACAUAUUUGAAUAAGUACACAAAGCACCAAUGCUGUUAAGGCCUUAGAAAGGGGCUCAUGCUGAAAUCUGCCAGUCAAAGAGGUUUUCCAGCCUGGCAGGUACAACGUUAUCACAUAAGUGCUGUCAGUAUAAAAGUUGUGGGAAUAAAGGAAUCUGGAUAUUUUUAGCACGAUGUGCAUGAUAAUUUAUAUGCUUGGUGGCUGUGCUGCUGAUUAAGCCGUAAUUAAAAUUCUUCUCAUCCCAUUGGAGGUUUUAAUGGAAGCUUUCUCCAUCAAUUGGCACAACCUAAAGAAGUUUCUUUUAAAGGGGCAAAAGUAAUUACGGUAAAAUAUUUCAUGGAAGCUUCAGAAAUAGAUGGAAUUGCAACAGUUCUUCAAGGUAUUUGUGGCAUUCCAGGUAUACAGUGGUGAAACCUUGCCGAUACGAAUCCCAGAUGAAAAGAAAUCUGUUUUAUUAAUGCUCUUUUUCCUUCCCACCUAAAUGAUUUCUAACUUUAACAUAACUUCAAUGGAAUCUCUUUUGAUGACGGAUUUAUAAUUUGCUGUGAUUAAGUGACAAUCUAUUUAGUUCCAAUUGGUAAAGUGUGUCCAUAAAUUUGAUUGCAGUGAUCUUUUGUGCUAUAAAAACGCCCCGGUGUUACCGCUCUGAUGACACAUUUCAGUUUAUUGUUUGAACUCAUGUUGCAUGUUACAAAGUUUACUUGCAAUAUAAAGCUCAUUCCCUUUUUUGCUAUACAUCAGCUUUGCCAUUCAAACGAAAUCUCCAGGCCAGAUGGCGACAGUGUAGAGAAAGAGGGUAUGUGAGAAUGGGGAGAGAGCCAGUAAAUGGAAAUUUGGAAGUCUGAGUACUACAUAAGUUUGUGUGAUUUGAAAUGAAUGUUCUAAAACCACAAGAAGUUUUUCAUUCCCCUCUUUGCUUUCCAGUAAUUAUAUACCGCAGUCCUUUCAAAAAUGUUUGUAUAUGUAAUCAGGUGUACAUUUAUAUAAAAGAAACAAUUGAGAUGGACUUAAGAGCACAUCCCUGAUAAAUACUUUCUCUCUUACCUGUACUAUAUUUCUAUUAGACUAAAGUUAUGUGAUUUUUUUUUUACAUUUUUUCAAAUUACUAGCAAUUUUGAUAGUUUGUAAGAUAAUGCGAAGAACUUUCUCUGACAAACUAACUGCAGUAACAGAAACAUUUCUUUUCAGUUACUCUUUUUCAAGAAUGAAAGCUUAUUACACACAAAAAAAAAAUUGUAUACUACUUGAUGGAAAAUUACUUUGUACUUCUUGGCCACGUUACUGGUCACUGAGUGAAAUAAAGAUAAUCUGGAUAACGCAUAUUAUUCCAAUGCUAAGAGACCUGAUCUUUGCUCAUUAAAGAGCUAAAAUGUUUAUUGCUGUUUUGUCAUUUUUUAAUGAAGUAAUGGUAACUGUCUCAAAUAAAGAGUAAUAUCUUAAGACCAGUCUGGCUUUUGAAGACAGGAACAUGCCUUCUACACUUAAUACAACUGCAUACAUAUGUUCCAGUCCCACCUGUAGCCAUGUCUUACAGAAGUACUGACCUUGUGACUGUAUGAGAUCUUAGUACUACAUGCAAAUCUCCCCUAGGAUUCAGGAAUAAGUUAAAAAUAUUAAUGCCAACACCAAAAUAAGCACCAAGGAUUAGGCCUAAUUGAAACCAAUCUAUGGUAUUCUGUGAAGGGACUAAAAAAAAACCCAACCCACCUGGGUUUGACUUGGGUGAUUGAACUUUCACAAAUGAUCACUAGAAGUUCAAAGUGUGUUUGCUAACAUCAAGCACAAAUGUUAAAACCAAAUCUGAAGGGCAAAAUAAAGUACUACAGUGUCACCCAUUGUAUUUAUCUAUUAAGUAUAUAUAUAUACAUAUAUACAUCUAAAAAUCCAUAAAUUUAAUUUGUGCUUGCUACAGUCCCCAGUUUUAAAUUAAGCACUUUUGGUAGAAGCAUAAAAAAAGUCUUCAAAAUCCAGAGUGGUCUGUGUGCAAUUUCUGCCUGAUGUGGUUGUGCUUUUAGACUGUGACCUGCCAAUGUAAAACAAAUAAAAAGAAUUGUCUGCCAUCUGAUAAUUAUUGUUUAAUAGGAAGAUUGUAUUUUGCUAUGUUGAUGAAACAAAACAAAACAACAAUAACAAAAAAAACCAACAAUCAAAAAUAUUGAUGGCCAUAAACCAAGGUCUUCAUGAAAUAUAAUUUUAUGUGCUUUUCUUAACUUUAUCAGAACCAAAAUAACUUUCUACUAUAGUUUAUUUGUGGCCAUAUAUCUAUAUCUCUCUCUAUAUAUGGUAUCUGGUAAUUGUUUACUUUUAUUAGUUACAAAAUAAAUGAUUUAGGUAAACCAAGCAUGACACUACACUUUAUUUCCAUCAGCCAACAGUAUUUAAAAUGUGAAAGAUGAAGGCAACUACGCAAAGUUGAUCAUUCCUGUUUGAAAAGCAAAACCUCUGUUCCUGUGCUUCAGAUACUGUGAAUGCUAUUUUAGUGGCUACUUUAGAAUUACGUUACAGCAGCUGCCUUUCCAAAAGCAAGGUGGUGUCCCAUGGUUUUACACAAUAUUAAGAGAGACCCAGAGAUGUUUUAUAGUUGGAGCAAAAUAAGAACAUAGGAAAUGGUUUUGGAUUAUCUUCAUGGAAUAGAAGUUUGUUCUUUUCAAAAUAUUUAUCUGUUUGAUUUGUUUUCCACAGUAGCCUACAAGAAAGCAACCCUGAGUGUGAUAUUUAAUUUCUUGUAUCGUCCUUGGACCAGACUUCCAAUAAAAUUAGGCUAUCAGUCAGUCUUUGGAAGAUCAGUGAAAAUACAAGAAGCCUGCAUUUAUUGCUUUCACACUUUUGUAAAUAUGUUUGCAGACCUUUUUAAGAACAUGUAUUCCACCAUUUGGAGAAAAAAAAAAAACCAAACAGCAAUGGAAUCAUUGUCUCGUUUAUCUAUUAAAAUUACAGGCAAUAUAAUGUGCUGUGCUGACAUUUCUAGGAGAAAUAAAGCAGAUAAAACCACACUUUGCUCAAUGGUAUCUCAGUUGGUUACACCUGGUAUUCUCCACCCACUGAAGACUUGCAAGGCAUGGAUGAACUACCUGAACAUACUGUUCCCUAGGAAAAUGUGGUGGUUGUUUCUGUUUGUACUAAACAGGGAUUUCUACAUCACAAGGCAUUAAUUAUUGGAUAUUUUGGUUAUUGAAACACUCGGAGAUGAUUUGAGGUCUAACAAAUAAAUGUGUUACAGCCUUAAAGACACCAGUGCACAGAAAACAGCUGAAUUCAUAGGAAGAUGUCAAACAUCAUGACAUACCUUUGACAUUUGUAAGGUGUUGAUUUUUUGUUUUCCUGUGGUGUUAGUUUAAAAUAUUAACUUCUUUUCCCUCCUUUUUCCUGGUAAUGAAUUGUUACUGAUGAUCGCUUUUAAUGUAAGCGACCAUUAGAUAAUUCAGUUAUUAUGAAAAAGUGCUCCCAAAUAAAUUAGAUUAAUGGGAAA